Molecule: messenger RNA, 5118 nt
Organism: Rubroshorea leprosula
Lineage: Eukaryota; Viridiplantae; Streptophyta; Magnoliopsida; Malvales; Dipterocarpaceae
Source: the annotation of a GenBank genome assembly
AGGUGCAGAUCACCCCCUAAACUCACCAACUGGUGGCAAAUCACCCCCUCAACCCCAAUUGGUGGCAAAUCAACCCCUCAACUCACCAACUGGUGGCAAAUCAGCCCCUCUCUUAACCUUUCCGUUAACAUUUAACGACAAAUUAUAAUAACUCCUGUGGCAUCAUUAAGGUUCUGAGAUCUUCUUCUGGUCUAGACUAGACAGAGAUUGUUUGGGGAAAGAUAUGCAUAGGAGGUACUAUAGGAUAAGCACACCCAUAAGUCUUAACGAAGGGAUUUGACCUCAAAGGUUAAUCUUUUAGGUCUCACAUUAAUUGAGUGGAUCUGCCACUCCUAUUGGUUGUAGCUGCUAGAGCAGGAACGUUGAUUUGUCAGCAGUCACCAUAAUUACUAGGAGAAGAACAUUCCCUGAAUCUGAAUGUUGCUAGUGUGCUUUGCGGGGUCAAUAAGGCUUUAUCAAAGAAGUUGCUAAUAUAGUGUUCAAGGAAUGGUGAUGGGUGGCAUACCUUGACAGAUGCAGUCACAACAAGAAACCAUGUAAUUUAUUUAUCUUGUGGAUGGGUGAUUAAGUUUAUGCUUUGAAGUGUAAUUUAACCCUUGUACUGCACUGUUCCUCGAAUCUGGUUUGAACAUCCUAUUAAAAAAUGGAAGCGGAUAUUGUGAAAACUAAGCAGUCAGAUGUUCUUAAUAGAUGGCUUCCAGCACUCCUACCUGCGCUUCUUGUCUCAGUUGGGUAUGUUGAUCCUGGAAAGUGGGUCGCAACCAUUUAUGGAGGUGCACGUUUUGGGUCUGAGUUGGUAGCAGUAAUGCUUCUCUUCAAUUUUGCUGCCAUUUUGUGUCAAUACCUGUCAGCUCGAAUUGGUAUUGUCACUGGAAGAGAUCUUGCUCAGAUUUGCAGUGAUGAGUAUGAUAAGUACACAUGCAUGUUCUUAGGAGUUCAAGCAGAGCUCUCAGUGAUUGCAUUGGACCUUACUAUGGUUUUGGGCAUUGCACUUGGGCUUAAUCUUCUCUUUGGGGUGGAUCUGUCAGCUGGUGUUUUUUUAGCUGCUCUGGAUGCUGUUUUAUUUCCCAUUUUUGCCACCUUCCUUGAUUACUGGAAGACAAAUGUGUUUUCCAUGUACAUGGUGGGCUUUGUAUUGCUCUCUUAUGUGUUUGGAGUGCUUAUCAGUCAACCUGAGAUCUCAAUUUCCAUGCAUGGUGUACUAACAAAAUUGAAUGGAGAGAGUGCUUUUGCCUUGAUGAGUCUUCUUGGGGCAAAUAUUAUGCCUCACAACUUUUACCUUCAUUCUUCCAUUGUUAAGCGGUAUCAGGGGCCAGCAAAUAUUUCCAAGAGUGCCUUGUGUCACAAUCAUUUUUUUACCAUCUUAUGUCUCUUCAGUGGAAUUUAUCUAGUAAAUCACGUGCUGAUGAAUUCGGCUGCAAAUGUAUUCUUCAGUUCUGGCUUUGAUUUGCUUACUUUUCAAGAUGCAUUAUCACUAAUGGAACAGGCCUUUACGAAUGCAGUAUUUCCCUCAGCCUUUUUUCUGCUUAUAUUCUUAUCUAAUCAAAUCACAGCAUCAACCUGGAAUUCUGGUGGACAAGUAGUCUUAAAUGACUUCCUCAGACUUGACAUACCUGGUUGGCUGCAUUCUGCAACAAUCAGAAUCAUAGCAAUGGUCCCAGCUCUUUAUUGUGUGUGGACUUUGGGAGCUCAAGGCAUAUAUCAGUUGCUUAUCUUCACUCAGGUUAUGGUAGCGCUGCUGCUUCCAUCUUCUGUGAUCCCCUUGUUUAGGAUUGCCUCAUCAAGGCCAAUUAUGGGUGUCCACAAAAUUCCAUCUUUUGUGGAGUUCUUAGCCCUGAUAACUUUCCUGGGAAUGUUGAGUUUAAAGGUUAUUUUUGUGGUAGAAAUGAUAUUUGGGAAUAGUGACUGGGUUGGCACUUUGAGAGAUAAUGCUGGGAUUGGCUCAUCUAUCUCAUUUUUUGUGCUUCUCAUUGCUGCUUGUUCAUCAUUUUCUUUUAUGCUUUGGUUACUAGCUACUCCACUAAAGUCUGCAAGUUCGCAAGUUGAUGCUUUUGGACAGGUGGAGGAAGAUGAUUUGGCUGACACCAGAUACCAUAGAGAGGAACCUGUUCAGAAGCAGGAACCAGCAACCCGUAAGACUGUUGAAAGGCAUUCAGAAGAUGUAUCUGAUGAGAAUUUUGAACUGCAAUUGCCUGAGAGUAUCAUAGAGUCUGACCAGGAAAUCAGUUUGACCACUGUUGAGGAGAACUCUUCUAGUGUUACAUUGUCUAGGCCUUUGGUUGAUAAUAAAGAGGAAGCAGCAUCUAUGGCUGUGUCAGCUCCAAGUAUAGGCAAUGAGGUGGGGCAUGAUGAUUUACCAAACACCAAGACUUUGAAAAUUGAAUCAUUGAGCCCUGUGGAAAAAACAGUAAGUUUAGAGGCAGAUCUACGAGUUGAAAAAGAUGAUGAUGAGGGAGAUAUCUGGGAGCCUGAAGAACUAUCAAAAGCUGCUCCUGUGAGCACUGCAUCUCUGAUGCCUGAUGGCCCUCCUUCUUUGAGGAGUCUCAGUGGGAAAAGUGAUGAAGGUGGAAAUGGUACUGGGAGUCUGUCAAAAUUAGCUGGUUUGGGGCGUGCUGCAAGGCGCCAACUGGCUGCAUUUCUUGACGAAUUUUGGGGACAGUUGUAUGAUUUCCAUGGACAAUUUACUCAGGAAGCAAAGGUUAAGAAACUAGAUGUCUUGUUGGGGGUUGAUUCUAAGCCAACAUUAUCAUCACUAAAAGUGGAUGUUACUGGGAAGGAAUAUGGUGGGCAUUUUCCUUCUGGUGUAGGAAGAGGAGCUGAAUCCAUCAUGAGCUCUACUCACUAUGACUCUCCUAAGCAGCCAAGAGUGCAAAAUAGUAUUGAUUCUCCAUAUGGAUUUCAAGGGGGAUCUUCCUUGUGGUCAAACCACACACAAUUGUUGGAUCCAUAUGUUCAAAGUUCCAGCUGUAAUGUUGAUGUUAGUGAGAGGCGGUACUCAAGCCUGCGUGUGGCACCAUCUACUGAUUCAUGGGAUAAUCAGCCAGCUACAGUGCAUGGCUUUCCGAUUUCAUCUUAUGUCAAUCCAAUUGCUAAGGACAGAAACUCUAAUUGCUUGAAUGGUCAAGUUGAGUCACCUCUGUCAAGAUCUCCUUCACUUGCUCCCAUAAAUUAUGGAGGUCAACUGGGUUUUGCACCAGGGAAAAAAAUGCAAAAUGGGAUAAUCUCUGCACAAGCACCUGGAUUUCAGAACCAUGCGGUUUCUAGAAACAUUCUUUUGCAGCCUGAAAGAUCUUAUUAUAAUUUACGCUCUACUGUACCACCUGAUGGUAGUGUGGUCUCAUCCAAUACCAAGAAGUAUCAUAGCUUACCAGACAUCUCAGCACGUUCUGUUCCUCGGGAUGUGUUAGUGUCUGAUAAAGGAGCUCCGUGGGAUGGUCGCUUUGGAUAUGGCUCAUCCAUUGGUAGGACAAACUAUGAAACAAUGUAUUCAAAUGCAGGAUCAAGGGCAGGAGCUCCUUUGGUCUUCAAUGAGCUUUAUCCAUCGAAGGGCUAUCGGGAUACUUUCCCCAUGCAAUUCAGCUCAGGUUCAGAUACUGGAUCCCUUUGGUCCAGACAGCCUUUUGAGCAGUUUGGUGUGGCUGAUAAAAGUCGUUCUGCUGGGAGUGAAGAACUUGGAGAUGAGUGGAACUCAGUUGCUCAAGAAUCUACGUCAGUGUUGGAUUCAGAGGCAAAGCUUCUUCAAUCUUUUCGACAUUGUAUAAUUAAACUUUUGAAACUGGAAGGUUCUGAUUGGUUGUUUAGACAAAGUGAUGGAGCUGAUGAAGAAUUAAUUGAUCGAGUUGCAGCAAGAGAAAAAUUUCUGUAUGAAGCUGAGAGUAGAGAGAUAAACCAGCUCGGUCACAUUAGUGGUUCUCAAUAUUUGUCAUCUGACAAGAGAGUUGGUUCUGCACUGAAAAAUGACGAGGUAGGUGUUGCUGACUCACUCAUUUCAUCAGUUCCUCAAUGUGGCGAUGCGUGUAUUUGGAGGGCAGAUUUGAUAGUGAGCUUUGGGGUGUGGUGCAUUCAUCGGAUUCUUGAUCUUUUAGUAAUGGAAAGCCGACCGGAGCUUUGGGGAAAAUAUACUUAUGUGCUUAAUCGCCUUCAGGGUGUGAUGGAUUUGGCAUUUUCAAGGUCCCAUAGUCCAAUGGCCCCUUGUUUCUGCCUUCAAAUUCCUGUGGCGCACAGAUCAAGUCCACCUGUUACAAAUGUAAUGUUGCCCCCAUCUGCCAAACCUGGCAGGGGUAAAUGUACAACAGCAGCUAUGGUCUUAGAGAUGAUUAAGAACGUGGAGACGGCAGUAUCUUCUCGAAAGGGUCGAACAGGAACUGCUGCUGGUGAUGUAGCCUUUCCAAAAGGAAAAGAGAAUCUGGCAUCUGUGCUUAAACGCUACAAGAAGCGGUUGUCCAACAAGCCAGUCAGCACUCAAGAGGGGUCUGGAUCCCGCAAGGUUCCAUUGACAUCUCCUUACGGUUCGUAAGCUUUCAUUUCAGCUUUAGCCUUUUCUGGGUUGACAGUGGCUGAGCUGCAUUGAUUUUGGACAGCAGCUUACUUACUGGAGUCAGUGCUGCAAAUAUGAUUCUCAUGUGUGUUGUUAUAUAUACAUAGAACAAGAGUUUCUGAACUUGUUUUGCAGCAGAUUUAAGCAAAAUGAUUAGUAGGUUGAAAUUGAUCAACAAUGGCAAAUGUAAUUUUGGCUGUGGACAUCAUCAGUUCUUGAUUCAGAUAUUAAUGCCUGAAGAUUGAGGGCAUAACUGCAAGGAAACAGAAAUCGUCUCAUCAGCUGGCAUGUGUUGUGUCAACUCUUUCAUAGGUCCCAACUGCUGCUGAUUUCUGAGUAGGUGGCUUAGAAAAUUGCAUUUUGCUUAUGCAACCUGUGCCUCACUAAAUACAAUCAACUGUCUCAACUGGUUUUGUAUAUAUAACAGUAUUUUUUUUUUUUUAAUUAUUUCUCAUAGUUACCUUGAUGGUCCCUCCAUCAAUUAUCAUAAGUGGCCCAGUCUGUCCUGUACGGGCUGCACUUUUCUGAUUUUCAUAAACGAACCUCCCAUCCCUGAAGCUUAAUAAUUGAUCCCAACAAGG